This is a messenger RNA of Trichomonas vaginalis G3, 327 nucleotides long. RefSeq lists its product as uncharacterized. Lineage: Eukaryota; Parabasalia; Trichomonadida; Trichomonadidae. The transcript has a single exon. The coding region runs from base 1 to 327 and encodes 108 amino acids. The record is from RefSeq and is a predicted model, not a curated record.
AUGUCCCACGUCCCACCAACCCAGUCCAUUCCCAAACCAGAGGAACCUAAAGAACCACAACAGUCCCCUCAGCAACCUCAGUUCCAGCAAGUACCUCCACCAAAUUACUACCAAUUUCCACCUCAAGGUUACUACCCACCACAAGGCUUCCCGAACUACCCUCCUCAGCCUAUGCCUUACUUCCCCAACCCUUGGAUGUUCCAGCAAUUCCAAUCUCAAUCCAAAUCGAAGAGAGACCAAGAGUUCGAAGAAGGUCUGAACCGCUUACGCAAAGAGUACGCUACAGCUCCAAUUGAGAGAAAGUUGUUCCCGGACCAAAAAAUAUAA